AGCACUCUACGCAUAGCCACCCACCCCGCCCACCUACAGCCUACGUAUCACACACUUUUUUUGUCCGCCGGCCGCGGGCCGCCAGAGGCGACAUGCGGUGCUCCGUGCGGGCCCUCGUCCUGCUCUGCUGCUGCGCCGACCGGCGCGCCACCGCCCUCUCCGCCAGGAGCUCGGACCUCGACCAGGAGCUCAGCAGUCUCUUCGACAGCGGCAGCGCCGACACCAACUCCAGCACCCUCGCCGCCCGCGGGGCCACGCCAGCCGCCUCGUGGACCAGUCUGGGCUCGGGAGACUGUCUCACCUCCUCGGGGGUGACCCCCCUGCGCUACUACAACGGCGCUGCGGGAGGCGCCAUGAGCGACGACGAGUGCAAGGCUGCCUGCGAGGGGUUCUCGUGGUGCGAGGCGCUCUCACGGAACAAUCACCAUGUGUGUGGAGGCAAGUGUUGCGUUUUGUACGUCGGCUACGGCGGCCCCGAUCCAGGGGUCAUUUCCGAUUGGAGCCAGCAGUUUCUUGGCAACCCCACGAACAUCGGGGAUACGACGGCGGGGUUUUCAUUACCAGUGGGCUGCACCAGGAUCACCCGCCCGGCGUCUGCUUCCGCAGUUGGAGAUCCGCAUCUGCAAAACAUCUACGGACAGCGCUUCGACCUGAUGAAGACAGGCAGGCACGUUCUCAUCAACGUCCCAAAGGGAAACGUUGAGAACACGCUGCUUCGAGUAGACGCAGACGCGGAGAGGUUGGGUGGACAGUGUGCUGACAUAUAUCCAAACUGAACGUCACAGGGGCAUGGGCGGAGGCUAAACGCCCCGGCGGUUUUCGCUUCCACGCGCAGGGCGGUGGCGGUGAGCGCCCUCAGUGGCUCAGUCUGGGGAACGUUCAGUUGAAAGUCGCCCAUGGGCGCACGCCCGAAGGCACCGGUUUUUUGAACUUUUACGUCAAGAACCUGGUGCGCGCAGGGUUUCCCGUCGGAGGCUUGCUAGGCGAGGACGAGCACGGCGCAGAGCAGAUUCCUCCGGAGGAUUGCCACAGGCGCAUCGAUCUGCGACAUUUAGCGCCUUAGACGUGAUCGGCAUGGCGCAUCGUUCUGCCACAUUCAGCGAAUAACCUUGCGACGUUCAACCCCCCCACUGGGGAAGCUUCCAGCAUGUGGGGCCCGAGAUCGUUAUAUAAUGCGCGAUCUCCGUGGCGAAAUAGCUGGAAACCAAACUUUUGCUGAUUUUGUCAUCGGCGCCUCGCCGUACGUUUGCGCUGUCCGUAAAAAUUUUGCCUGUCGCCUCUCAAGUCUCAGGGCUGCAGGAGCCUUGGGACACUCCACUACGUGCUGAAGGCA
This is a messenger RNA of Prorocentrum cordatum, 1333 nucleotides long. NCBI's taxonomy places the organism in Eukaryota, Dinophyceae, Prorocentrales, Prorocentraceae. The record is from the annotation of a GenBank genome assembly.